CUAUAUCUGAUGCAUAUGAUAUACAUGUAAUAUGAUGUCCAACUAUACAUAAUGGUUCAGAAUGAUUACGGUUAGAUGCGGAACUAAGAGUGAUUACUACAAUCUACUAGAGACCCCGCUUACUCCUCUAUUUGUUCCAUUUCUACGAUUUAACAGCGAUCCGGAGUCUGGUCAGGUAGAGACUAGGUAGUGUCUGACUCAGUUCAAACUUGACGCUCUAUCAAUUAUUCAAAGCUGCUCUCACCAGCUAUUGGUUGAUACUACUAAAUUCAAAUGAAGUCUAGUUACCUAGUAACAAGCAUAGUAUGGUCCAAACAAAACACGUCAUCUAUUCUAUAUAUUCCAGGCUGUACAGACGAGCUUUUCCGCGAGAUGAUUUCUCUGCCCUUUGAAAUUUUCUCAGUGAAAACAAGUAAUACUUUCAACUUUGACACAUUGGUGGUAUCUGAACCUCAGGGUAUGGCUAACCACCAUUUGUAUUGGUGUAACACGUCACCUUCGCGCUGGAUACAUUGCAGAACCGUUGGAUUUGACCUAUCUUGGCCUAAUUAGAUAUCCACUCCCGUGGUCACAAGAGGGCAUCUCAAAACCCUUUGCUGAAAUGACCCCGAAAACCGAAACGCGUUUUGUCAUCAUUCUGCUGCUGCUGUUGCUGCUGAUGGGGCCUUCUGAAGGGGUCCGGCGUCGGCGUCGGAGAAGGCGGACCCCUCCCGUCAACUGUGUCUGGGGCCCGUGGGGCAGCUGGGGCGGCUGUUCUGCCCCCUGCGGGAACUCUGGCACCAGGACCCGGACCAGGUGGGUCGCCCAACUCCCUCUGCACGGCGGGAUUGGCUGCGCAGGGCCAAGCUCACAGACGGAGCCGUGCAACCGGUUCUGCUUUAAUGGCGGCACUCCUUUUGCCUCUCACUGUGCGUGCGCAGGUGACUUCUGGAACACCUGCUGUGACUCAGCCUGUACCCCCAUCAGCCACUGCGCCAGCCUGAGCUGUAGUCACGGCAGUAACCAGCAGUGCGGGCGGUGUGACGGGGAUUACGGCGUCAGGGGACAGGCGUACGAUAACCUGGGGACAAGAUGCAGACAGGCCUGUUCGUGGCGUGAGGACAGCAACAGCUGUUACCCGGGGACAUGUCCCGCAGGUGUUCAAUCCUGCACCUGCGCACCUGGCUUCGGAGGUCCCCACUGUCGCACAGUUCAGCAAGCUCCAGCUUUUCGUGAUUGUUCCUAUGAACUAACAGGAAACAAUGAGCUUGGCACUGUAAAAGGCAGUUGCAGCCAAUCCAUUGAGGAUGGUGAUGCAGGUUACUUCAACAUGACCCAAGUUGAACGGAUCAGGGUGAAGUGGACUGCGACCUUCCAGCCAGACUCCCUUCCUACUCUGCCAGUCUAUGUUAAAAGCAUGGCUCUCGGCAUCACAGCAGCAAGUAUUGUAGUAUCACUGCAAAAUGAGAACUUUCAGAUUUCUGCUUCUGCGACGACAACCUGCAGCACAGCCAUAGGCACAGCAACAGCAGAUAAUCCCGAACAGGACAUGUUCACCUGUGAGGAGGUCAUCUCACUCGACUGGCCUGUCUCACAUGGACAAGGGAUACAAAUCCUCCUGCAGGCCACAGCUGGAGGAAACAUCCAUCUGUACGAUCGGGACAGCAACAGUGCAGUCAUGGUCAAGUACUUCACUGGUUUCCAGGGUAACCACACAGCUGACAUCAUCUAUGACAUCAAUGCUCCCGGACAAGGAACACCUUCACACGGUAAGACACCUUCACAAGGGACGACACCUUCACAAGGCAAGACACCUUCACAAGGGAAGCCACCUUCACCAGAACGUUCUACUGAUAUACCCUGGGUUCUCUAUGGCGGGCUUGGUGCAGGAGUUGUCAUCUUCCUCAUCACCACUGUGGCUAUCUGCUGCUGCUGCUACUGCAGGAAGGGCCAAAGUGACACCCGGCAAACAGCCUCCCCAGCCUCAAAGAACUGCUAUAGCAACAGUGCCUACAACCCUGAUUUUGACUCUCGUUACCAAAGCCCUUUUGCCUCUGCACCACCUGUACCAGUCAGUACAUAGACUUUUCUUAGAGAAAGUCAGAAAGAUUGUGUAUAUGAAGAUCUUAAGCCUCACAUGUACCAGACACACAAGCUUCAAUAGAUAAGGGAACUUACCAGGCUAUGAAUCUCAGUGAAAUCUCUUAAUGUGGUGGAAAAGUGCUGUGUUGCCUAAUACGAAUGCACUGUACAAAACUUCUGAUAUAGAUACAUGACAGACUUUGUACAGAAUAUUAUUUAUUUACUUAG
This is a messenger RNA of Branchiostoma floridae (Florida lancelet), 2289 nucleotides long. RefSeq lists its product as uncharacterized. The record is from RefSeq and is a predicted model, not a curated record. The transcript is spliced from 9 exons. The coding region runs from base 602 to 2062 and encodes 486 amino acids. Lineage: Eukaryota; Metazoa; Chordata; Leptocardii; Amphioxiformes; Branchiostomatidae.